AUGUCCACGCAGCUUCGGUACUAUACCUUGUCUUGCGUGGCCCGGCUUACACAGAGACAGACGCCCCGGACCGCAGUGCUGCGAAAGAACGCCGGCAGCAGUCAUGAGCCAAAUACAGCAGAUGAAGUGGUGAGCAACUUCUUUUCAAGUGCUGCGGAGCCCAAGACCCAAUCAGAGUGUGGCAUUGAAACGUGGCUGCGUGCGGUCACUUGUACAUCCCCCAGCGGAAAGCACAACGAAUUACCUGACCUGGGUUCCAAAGACCUGCGGCGCGUCCAGAGGGCAAAGACGCUCCCGUCAGGAGCCACGUUCACCAUCAUUGACUCACAGCCUGCCAAGCGGGCAUCUGCGGAUCGAGCUUUCGCAAACCAGGCCUUAUGGGAGGCCCUGCCGCGAGGCCAUGCUGAGGUCCGUGAGGGCGAUGAGACAGGAGUGUUAUUGUGCCAGCUGGCUGCAAUGCGCAAGUUUGGCAGCGCUGAGGAAAAGUUUGGACCCCUUGCCUCUGAGGCUGGGGGUGCACGGCGUUGCGCUCUCUCUGCGCUUCCAGCAGCAAUGAAGAAGUUGCAGUUAAGGUGCAAGCUGUCGCUUGUUUUCUCCACGAAAGACUCUCGGCUAGAGAAUGGAGAGAUGUGUAAGUCCUCGUUCUUCUUCUAUCGGGAUGUGCCAUACCUGGCUCUGGGAUCCAAGAACGUCACUGUGGUGGUUGUUGCUACGGCAGAAAACGAGGCGCUCGAGGACUUGUCCUGCUAUACAGAGGACCGUUUCCAAUUUGCAAGGGAGAUGGCCAGGGUCUUUCUCGAACAGAUUUUCAAACUGCGCGAAGAUCAGCGAAUGGCCAUGAUAAGGUAUGUUGCCAAAAACUCUGCCACACUUUGCGGAGAGUCCAUCUCUCCAAUGCACCAACACAUUCAGAGCUACCACAACAGUCAAGAUCAAAUCCAGGCGCAUAUCCGCUUUUUUGCGGUGACAUCUCCGAGCUCCUUCCGCAACGCUGGCCUGACCCUGCUUGACCCAAUGCAGGCAGCUCAAGCUUUCCAGGAGUGGGGGCUCUUCGCCGUGGAAGCGCUGGAUGAAGCUGCGGUCAGCGAUGAGGAUGCCGUCAAACAAUUGGAGAGAAAGCACCUUCUUCUUCCAAACCGGGAAGGUGCCGUGGUGUACGUGGUUCUUCGAACGCCUUCCAAGACACGAACAGCCCUGGUUUACAAGUGGAAAAACUCGUGGUACGUCACUGUUCGAGCCCUGAGGGAGAAGUUUUGUCAGCGAGCCUCAGAAUCGCGGAUACGCAGCCGCAUAAGGCUACUGCACGUGCACCAUCCAGAUGAGAGUGAAAUUGUUGAGGGCUACCUCUUGUUUUAUCGCUGGGUCCUCCUCCUCCUCCCGGAGAAAGGUUUUUCGGAGACCUUGUCUCAAUUCUGGGUUGACCUGAAGGCUGCACACGACCUGUUCCACCUUGGCCAGACAUGGUCUGAAGCUUUACCGCGGGACCUGGCAACUGCUUGCACUGCGGAAUGGCUUGCCUCGUUCACAGAGCUGCCGUUGUUGCUGUGCCAAGAAGCCAAGGCAAAGCUGACAGUCGAUCAGUGGGAUGCUGCGCUGGUUGCGCUGAUCCCGGAAAGGCACCUGGACUUUGGCUGGAAGAGGACGUUGCUCUCACAGCUGUUCUGGUGCCUGGACAUGGCAAAGAUGCUAGCAGGAAAGGACCCCAGAGCGAAGCAGGGGGAGGGGUCCGGUGCUGAUACGCGGCUACCUGCGAACGAAGGCGAUUGGGUCAAUCAAGAUGAGGUGACAGCCAUGGGAAAGCGCUCAAGGUCUCCCAAGGAGCAAUUUCUUCAAGCAGUGACUGCCAUGGCGGCAAAUGCAAAGGUGCGGUACCUCUUUGUGGACAAGAUCCACACUAUAAAGCAGCACAGAGAAGAAGUUCUGGUGGCGGCUGGCCACGGCUUUCGUCAGCGAGCAUCAAGUGGGAAGAUUGCCUUUGCACUGCUGAAUCUGUGCCACCCGGAAGAUGAAGAAGGUGAGUCCACCCGUGCACUGGACAUCUGCGCGGCACGAAUCUCCGGUCGCGGCCUCUCUCAUCUUUCCCUGAUUCCACAAGCCAUGGAUGCCGCUGCCGUGGUGCUGUCAGCUGCUGAAAGCGCUGAAGUCCUGACUGACGACGAGAAGUUCCAGUUUGAUGUCUAUGCUGAUAUUGACAUGCGCCUAGAUGCAAAGACGUUGCUAAAGAUGGCGCUGAGCAAGCUUAGAGAUGGCAGGCUUUUGUCAGAAGCGUCCUUUACCGACGAGCUCUGUCAGCAGGCAGUUGCGGCGGCAAAGGCUCAUGAGGCUGGCCUGGCGAAAAGGUGGAAAACCUUGUACUGGAUGGUCAUGUUGGAUUGGCAGGCUAUUCUUUGGGAUCCGGCUGUCGGUAGCUUGCGGGAAUCACUUUUGACGUCCAUAGAUACCAUCCAGGCGGCCCAUGCGCAUACCACGCAGAGUCUUCAACCAAUUAGCCAGCCACACGUGACCCUGCUUUGGUCUGCGGAACCAGCCAAUCGAAGCACGCAAGAAAGGCUUGAAGAAAUUGAGGGCAAACAGGUGCAGGUGACUGUUGUAGCGCUUUGCUGGGAUGCAGGGCUUGGUCUGAUUGCACUUCGCGUUGCGCUGGACGACACCUGUGCUGCAUUGUGCCAGAACUGCCAUCCACACAUCACCGUGGCCAAGCUUCCGGGAGUAGCGGCAAAGCAAUCGAAUGAUAUGCUUGCUAGACAAGCCGACGGGGACAAAUCAGUUGUGCAGGUCCAGUUGCAUUCUUUUAUGGUAACCGGCGUGGUUCAGAGGCAGCUCUCCGUUGAAUCGCUCGCAACUGCAGCAGCUUUGGGUGGCUCGUUACCAGAAGGCAAUCCGAUUUGCAAAAAUGGCCUGGCGGCAACAGGUGAGGCCGUUGAUGUAUGGGCAACAUAUGAUGGGUCAAUCCGUUUCCGGAAGGUGGCACGGACGGUGGGGGCCUUGUGCUGCCAAGUUUCUGAGCCCUUGUUGCACUGCAAGGCAUUGCCCGCUCUUCGUGGGAAGAUCUGGCUGACCUUCCACGAGAGACCCUUGAGCAGCGAAAGCGUGCGGGCUCUAGAGCAGCUCCAGAAGAACAUGCUUCAAACACUGCACCUGGCUGUAGCGUACUUCCCAGUCUCGGAGUUCUUCCUGCAGCGGAGUGUCGCAGAUAUGCAGGAUGAAAUCACGACGCAGCUGUCCACACAGGGCGCAGAGGCACUGCGACAUGCCUAUGAGGCGUUAGCAGCCUGGAAAUGCAGAUCCCUCGACAAUCCCAGCUUCUAUGUGCAGUGCAAAGCCGCAGGGUCCCAGGAGCAGACUGUGAGAUUCAGGCAAGCGCUAGCAUCAUCGGUGGCAAGCAUGCUCCACUGGGUACCAAAACUCAAGGAGGCGGCCAUCACUCUGUCGGCCCAUAUCCGAGAUGACUGGGUCUUACUGGGCUUGGUGCUCUCCGGAUCGCCGGGACAGCAGGUUCAGAAAGGCAACUCAAUGCUGGAGAGAGUAGCAAUGGCAAAGGCAUCUUCUGGAAAACUUUUUCUUGCUUCUGACAUCAGUCCCUUCAAUGGCACGGGCUUCGUUCCAAGAGACUUGGAAGUUGACGUUGGCACCGGAGCCUUCUUUCCGUGGCCGCUUGACCUCCUCAUCUUCGACCUUCGCGUCGGCAUCGUCUUUGGCCUGAUCAUGCCGCGGAUCCCGGAGAUCUUUCGCCUCGACGGGCUGGAUGAGCCUCCGGAUGACCGCGUCGAUCUGGGAAGCUGUGAGUGGCGAUGCGUUCGCUGCGACUCCGACAGGGCCGUGCAGAUCGGACCUGGCCAGUGGAGCUGCACGACCUGCCAAAGCAACGACUUCUACUCCACGAACCAGGCUUUGCGCCGACAGACUGACUGCGGCACCUGGAUGUUCUUGCCCCGGGCUCCUAAUGGACUUCCCCGGCAAGGACCUCCUGAGCAAGCACCUCCUGCGCAAGCACCUCCUGAACAAGUACCUCUUCGCGGUCCUUCCGGCAAAGGGCAGCCAGCUCCGAUUUCCCGACGCCAACGGCAACAGUUCAAUCGGGCACUGCGCCGGGGACAACCUCCUGAUGGACCUCCCUCAGACGGCUUUGAGAUGCCAGAGUCCGAGACGGCUACCUUCGAUCCCAUUGUGGACCCGGAAGAGCUGGAUGAGUUCUCCCGACCUGCUGGCGGCGGACAUGGCGGCACGACCUGGAGGCCUACGGCUCGACCCAGCUCCUGCCCGGCAACACCGCCUACGGCAAGUUCGCAGGCAGCAAGGCCAAAAGCAAAGGGCUCGCCAGCACGUAAGCCGACCAAGCCUCAGCCCGACACCAAGCAGGUCAUGACCUCUCAGGUGGCGACCUCCUCUUCGUCUUCGACCAGCUGGAACUCCAUGAUGGGACCGGCGCGGGGUGUGAGAUGGAGAGGCGGGGCCCCUCCGACACCUCCUGUCUGGAAGUACGAGCAGUCUGAUCUACGCGCGUACAGCAAGUUCUCCAAGAAGGUUGCUCUUUGGAGGAUUCAAGUGUCUUCCUAUAUGACACCUCGGGAGGCGUCCCUGGUCCUGUACACCAGCUUGACCGGGGAGGCGGAGGCGGAGUUGGAGCACGCCCCAAUCGAGGCCAUCAACUCCGAGAAGGGGAUAGAUUUUAUCCUGGAAACCCUCCGCCAGCCUAUGGAGCAGAAGCAGCUGUUCCAGAAGCGCAAAUACCUCUCCGACUUUGAAGGCAUUCAGCGGCAACCAGGCGAAGGACUGAAGGCCUUUAGCAAUCGGUACAGGCGUACCGAACGCAAUCUUAAAGCUGUCGGGGUCGAAGUGACCCUGAUGUAUGACAGCGAGGCUCGUGGGAACAGGCUCUUGGAGAGAGCGAGACUCAGCCCUCAGGAUCAGCGUUUGCUUCUGGUGGGCAGCCGUUACUCCCUGGCCUUCGAGGAUAUCGCCGAGAGCAUGGCCAUGCAGUUCCCCGACUUUAAAGGGUCCCCUCCUGUGAUCGGACGAGACGGGCAGCCCAUCAACCGGAACAAAGGGGGAGGCAAAGGACAUCCGCCCAGCUCCUCGGGACCAAGCGGCAAAGGAGGACAAGGCGGCAAAGGGGGGAAACCCACCGGCUUCGCCAGGAAGGUCUACCUCGCGGACCAGGCCGACGAGGGCGAGACCGAGCAGGAGCACGAGUCCGCUGAGGGGUCAGGUGGCGACCAGGAACAGGACCAGGCCGCCCCCGACGACGACGAGGCCGGCAACUUGGACGACGGCCCCAAGAAGGACGCUGCAAGCCUCAAGAAGGAGACCCACUGCGCAGCUUGCGGAGAAAAGGGUCACUGGCGAGGCGACCCAGAGUGCAAAGUAUCUGGGAAAGGCGCUGCUGCGCCCUCAGGCAGCACCAAAGGACAAGAGUCCGGGAAAGGAGCCAAAAAGGCGCCGCGCCAGACCUACCUCGUACACCACGCCGAGCAUGGCUCCCUCGAGGUCGUCGACGAGCCCACCUACGGCACCAUGUUCAGCAUCAACGUGGUCUUCGAUGUGCGGCGCGCCACCGACGGCGACGUGAACUUCCCUGGCCUCAUGAUCCUCGACACGGCUUGCCAGCGGACCUGCUGCAGGAGCUCCUGGGCAACUGCGCAUGCUUCACUCCUCCGUGUUCAGGACCUGCUUGUGUGCAGAGCCCCUUGCACAGAUGCUUUUCAGUUUGGCAGCGGCGACCCAGUCAAGGCCAAGCACCGCUUGUACAUGCCAGCUGGCAUAGGGGGAACCGACCUUGUGAUUGGAGCAGGCGUCCUCGAAGCAAACAUUCCCAUGCUUGCGUCCAAUCAGUUGCUUGAUCAGCUCGGGUUGGUGCUUGACAUGCCUAGGUCCUCUGCUACGUUCACCAAGUUAGGCGUGACAGUGCCUGUGCAGCGCAACAAUGGACACCUGACUGUCUCAGUGGUCGAGUUUAGCAAGCACAUUCCCUCAGACAGCGCUAGGUGGCAGCAGCUUCAAGAUGCAGUUGACUGGGACAGCCCGCCUCCGGAGCUCGUGUUUCUGGCCCAAGCUGUUCCUGACGUUUCGUCCUCAGCAACCCCGACACUUCAUGCAGGCGACUCCACCGACAUGGCUGCGCGGAUGGCGCCGCCUGGUACGAUGCCUCCAGCUUCUCAAGCGCAACGUGUUCAUACAGAUGGCGCAUGCUGUGAACCUCGGCCUCCUGGCGCCCGAGAUCUACCUGGACGUGCCUCCGGAGCUCGACGUGAACUUCGCACAUCCCGCAGCAACUUGCAGCCACCCCGACUAUGUCCGGUACGGCAACGCGUACGGCAAGUUCGCUCGCUGCAAGCAGUGCCUGAAGAGAUGGAAGUGGAACGCCCACGAAGGUCUGUGGGUCGAACACCUGGACAACAAGUUCGGGGCAUCGCUGCUCAAUUCGCAACCGCCCUUGCCAUCCUCCUCCAAUACUGCGCCGGCCCAUGCAGUACCUUCCCGGACAGCGGAACCAUCGACCCGUCGGCCUUCGAAGCCCCAAGGCACGACGGCCAAGGCAUCGCCGGCGACACCCACGAGGACUUCGACAACUCCGGCACGCAGGCACCGAACAACCCGUUCUAUGCCGAGUGGUUCGGAGAUGUCGGACUCAACUCCAUGGAGCCUUCUGCACAACCCCCUCCGGAGACAGAAUACGACGGGAGACGGAGACGACUGAGCGGCAACUGGGCCCGCUCGGCAGGUGUGCUGGACCGAGAGCGGGCGAUCUAUGACAGCCUCAUGUCCACCUCCUGCAGACCACCGCCGGCGGUCGACGUCAUGGAGCUGUUUGCCGGCGAGGCCGGCAUUACCGCAAAGGCGUCCCGCUAUGGACUCAGUGCCUCGGAACCUGUGGACCAAGUCUUUGGAUGGCACCUUGAGGAGCUGCAGACCCAGGACUAUGUCAUUAAGAUGGUCAAGCGGCUACGGCCCCAUGUUCUCCAUGUGGCCUACCCCUGCACUCUGUACUCCAUCUUUAACGAGAACCUGAACUACAGCAAGCGCAUGCAUGUGCUUCAUCGCCUACGGCAAGAUGACCUGGAGAUGAGGCGGCUCAUUCGCAAGCUGUUGGACCUACAGCUUGAUGGUGAACGCGCUUUUGUGCUGGAGAAUCCGCGGCACUCACGGCUCUGGGAGAUGGACGAGUUUCGCGACCUCGGCGACUUCCCCGGCAUUGCGGAGUGCAUCGUUGACUCAGGCGCCUACGGCGGCACCACAACCGACGGCGAGCCCGUCAUCAAGCCCUUUAAGUUCCUCACUAACAUUCCGGGCGCGGCCACUGUGCUCAACAAGCGCCUCUCGGAGACCGAGCGCAUGUACACAGUUCCGGUCCAGGGCAAGGACACCAAGCCUUCUCAGGUCUAUCCUCAGAAGCUGGUCGAUGCUCUCCUCCACCUCUACCACGACUACAUAAGAGCUCAGGAUGUCACGAGAUUUCCGCUGCACCAGGCUUUGGCUACCUUCCAAAGCCCAGUCUCUGACCUGGCUGCCUGGGACCCCAUCGUGACGAUGCUCGAGCGUUCCUUCGGCACCAGCUCUACGAGACCCUUCUACGUGGACGUGGACAGCGAUGUGGGCAAGAACAUCGGCGACCUCCUCGGGAUGAACCUGGCUCGCGUUCAGUGCGUCCAAACUCCUACUCAGCGCCGACUUCCUCUGGAUUUUCCCUUUACGGUUCGCAGUGCUUUUCUCCUGUGUGCGGACGGCUCACGCAGCGUGGAGAUGGAGGACCUCUCUGAGAUUCAGCAGCCCAAGCAGAGAUUUGCCAAAGCAGUUCGAUACGCUGUCUUUGCAUACGGAGAAAGGCGACUCGAAGUACAACCUUCCAGCUCGGAAGGGAAGCCCGAUUCACCGAUGCCGGACCUCCCCACGGACGUCACCUUUCCUGGCCUUUCAGCAGACGUCCCUGCAGAAGUUCGCCGGACCAUCGCACGGGUGCAUAUCAACCUUGGACACCCCACGGCGGAGGAACUGGUCAGAUUGGCGUCACCUCAGGCACCACCACCUUCAGCCACCCCUUCCUCUGUGACGCAGUUUGGUGACCGAGUUGAACUCGACAUCUUCUACAUCAGGAAGCUGGACGGCGAGAAUGUGAUGGUGCUCGGCAUGGUGGACGUGGCGACUCGCUUUCAUCAGGCUGCCGUCCUUCUUGGCCGCACCCCAGAGAUUGCCUAUGAGGCCUUUGAACGAGUCUGGCUUCGACCCUAUACACUCCCUGUCCUGGUGGCGGCAGAUCCGGAUGGAUGUUUCCAAGGCGACUUCCAGAACCGUCUGGAGUCACAUGGCACCUUGGUGGAGCACUGCCCGCCUGACGCACACUGGAAAAUCGCCCACGUGGAGCGCCAGAACGCCUUUCUGCGCACCGUCCUCGAGAAGCUGGUGGACACCUUUUCUGCGACCUCAGCCUCGGAGAUGGACCUGCUCAUUGCCCCGUCGCUCCACGCCGUUAACAGCAUGGUACUCAGCAGGGGCAGGUCGGCUUUCCAGGCGGUCUUUGGAAGAGUGCCUCGACUUCCCGGCGGGCUGUUCAUGGACAACCAGGCAUUGGCGGUCUCCCCGGCGACCGAUCCGGCGGCCACAGCGGAAAGGGUCCGCUCGGAAGCGGUCAAGGCGAUCGCGGACUUGAACGUACAACAGUCGAUGGGCGAUCCUUCGGAAAACAAGGCGCGUCCGGAUCCCGGAGUUGGAGCCAGGCAGCCCAUGCUGCUUUUGGAGGUGGCGACGCCGGGGUCCGGAACAACCACCGCCCUGGUGGCCACCGAGCAACUUCGAUCGGCUGUUGGUUUUGAACAAUGGGUUCCUACGGAGCAGGACGUGACCGCCCUCAAAGACGCCAGCAAGGCACUCUCUGAAAGCCUUUGGGCAGAUGAGACUGGACCGCCUCCGCCUGAAGAGGAGAUGCUUGAAGCACAGCCUCUUCACCGGGUCCUUGGCGAAGACGACUUCCUCAUGAACUACCAGGCCGACGACGAGCUCCUCGCCGCGGCCUCUUCACAAAUCGCCGGCCAGCAAAGACUUGACGCGGCUGCUUCGUGGGCUCCUGGGACGCCUGUCCCCACACCUGAACCACCACAAGCUCAAGCACAGCUGUCCGGCACCAUCAAUAAUACGUAUGUGUACGCUCGACUUGGAGACGUUAUGCAGGGCGCACGCCGAAGCAACUCUAUGCCAAGGACACCACGGAGAAGCCGGUCACCAGCGCCUUUGACUACGGCCUCGACGCCCAGACCUGCCUUACCUCCUGGACUACCAGAACUUCCGCAGCUUCAAGAAGGACAAGCGCCGGCUUUGGAGCCUGCAGAACGACUUCCCGAGCUUCUCUCUCCUGACUUCAGCGCUCCCUACGAGGAACUUCCUGGACUACCAGAACUUCCACAGCUUCAAGAAGGACAAGCGCAGCUGCCACCUCCGGAGAUAGCAACAGACCUCGCACUGGAGCCGAACACGACAGAAACCGCUGAACUACCUGACGAUGUCCGCGACUACGUUCCUUCACCUGCCGCUGACCUAUCCGAGACUCCAGCAGCUUUACUUGGGCCACUGCCUCCCACUCCUGCAGACUCUGGACAGGUGGCGCCACCUUCGACUUCUGCCACCUCCAGGGCUCCUACAACACCGGUGACCAGCUCUGCGACUUCAGGAGUAACGGGCCUGCUGCCAGCCAAGCGGACCUUUGAAUCCUUAACUGGCAACCUCUACGAGGAAGAUGGACUUCUCCACCGAGCUCCUUCCGGAACCUCCCUCGGCGAGUUCUACGGACCGAGCUGCAACCAGUUCUACCAGGCCUACCUUGCCUCCUCCUAUCGGAGCGACGAUGUGUUGGCCACAGACAAGCCUGCGCAGGAGGUCGACACCUCAGACUCCGAUUGGGACGAUGCCCCGCCGACUUCGAGCUCAAGGCAAGGCAUGUCCCGUAUGGAAGCCAAAGCUUUGGAUCGUGAGAUUCCAUGGCGCAAAAUCAUGGAGAUGCCGCCCCCUCAGCUGGAGGCUUACAAGGAGGCGGUGCAGAAGGAGCACUCUUCCUGGAUGGAGUGGCGCUCGGUGAAGGCCCUUAACCAUCAGGAGGCCAGCGACGUCUUGAAAGACAAGAUCCUCGCCAAACGUGUGCUGAGGACACGCAGCUGCUUCCGGGACAAAGCCAAGGGACUUGGACCCCUGCGGGCAAAAUGCCGCGUCGUGGCCCUGGGACACUGUGAUCCCGACCUCCGGCGUCUCAAUCGGGAAUGCCCGACCCCGAACCGGACCAGCGAACACGUGCUGUUCCUUGUCUUGACGGCCGGCAGCAACAAGGACUUUGCCGGCACCAAAAAGAAAUGGUUCGGCUGGACAGGGGAUGCUGCCACCGCCUUCUUGCAAGGGGAGCAGCCUGCCUCAGAGAGGACCUUGCCCCUCUACUUGAAGCCGCCUGACGAUGGCGUAACUCGAGCCACUGGAUGCUGGAGGGCACCCUUGUACCUGGUCCUGACCAACAUCUAUGGGCUAGCGAACGCACCGCGCUUGUGGGCGAAUACCGUGAUCCAGAGGCUUAAGAAGCUUGGAUAUCGGCAGCACUCCUUCGACCGCAUGGUCUUCCUCCUCUUUAAUGACCAGGAUGAACUGAUUUCGAUCAUCCUCGUCUACGUGGACGAUUUCCUCGGCGUUCACAGGGAAGACUGUUCAAUCGAACCUGUGUGGGAAUCCUUUAAGUGGGGUUCACUCAACCGGGUCGAGCCCAACAAGGAGUUCACCUUUAAGGGCAAGCAGAUUUCGCUGCGCCAGCGGAACAAUGGGCGCUUCUACCUCCACCUUUGCCAGGCCGAGUGCAUCGACGGCCUGUCCAUGGGCAAGAUCCCCAGAGGCGCAGACUUGGACGCAACCCUGACGGCAGAACAGAAGGCGGAGUUCCGAAGCAUGUCCGGUUGCAUGCAAUGGCUUUCGACCCAGACUCGGCCAGAGCUGUCCGCCACGAAUAGCCUUGCCAACAAGGGGGACAAGACUACCGUGGCCGACUUGAAGUCCCUCUACCAGGCCCUCGAGUUCGCCCGAGCCACGAAGCAGGACGGCAUCGUCAUCGAGGACGUCGCCUUGAACCGCGGCAGCGUCAUCGUGACCUACUCCGACGCUUCUUGGGCAAAUGCGGAGCUUUGUCGCUCUCAACUGGGUGUGCUGGUUCUCUUGACCUCCCACACCGCACUUCACAAGACGACUCCGGCGGCCGUCCUCGACUGGCGCUCGGGGCGCUCAACAAGGGUCUGCCGCUCGACGCUGGCGGCCGAGGCAAGCGCAGCCGAUGAAGGCUGCGACAGGGGAUGCUACCUCAACAUGUUCCUCGCUGAACUGCUCUACAACGUCCCUGCUCACCGCUGCUCGCACCGACUUCUUCACCUCCACGUCGUGGACGCCAAGUCCCUGUAUGACGUAGUGGUCAGUGAUACUCCCAACCUUGCGGACAAGAGGUCCCUUGUGAACGUGAGGGCUAUACAGGAGGUCGUGGAUGCAGAACGCAUCAGGUGGGUCCCCACUUUUCUUCAAUGGGCCGACGGCCUAACGAAGCAUAGCGCAGAAUUGCAGCUUACGCUUCACGAGUGGCUCCAAAAGCCAGUGGUCACGCUUAGGGAUGAUGCUUAG
This is a messenger RNA of Symbiodinium pilosum, 11625 nucleotides long. Lineage: Eukaryota; Dinophyceae; Suessiales; Symbiodiniaceae. The record is from the annotation of a GenBank genome assembly.